Molecule: messenger RNA, 2146 nt
Organism: Corylus avellana
Lineage: Eukaryota; Viridiplantae; Streptophyta; Magnoliopsida; Fagales; Betulaceae
Product: rab GTPase-activating protein 22
Biological process (GO): activation of GTPase activity
Molecular function (GO): GTPase activator activity
Source: RefSeq, a predicted model, not a curated record
CGCGUGUGGCGGGGAGGGAUGCGGCGGUGGUUUUCACGGCGCUGGCGGGGCUGGCCUUGGUCGCCGCAAUAGUUUUCACUGCGCGUAGGUAAAUGCCUAGUCAAAGAGAGAAAAAAACAAUUCCACUCUGACGGAUACUAGCUAUAGCAGCGAAACCCUAGAUAGAUGAAAUUUGAGAAAGUGAGAGAGUAGAGAUUUGUGAGUGUUGAAAUAGAUGAAAGCUCUGAGACGAAGUCACACUUCGUCGUCAUCGUCUUCGAAUUCCAAUUCGAAGUCGAAUUCCUCUCCUUCUUCAUCGUGGAUUCAUUUGCGUUCGGUUCUGUUCGUUGUUGCUUCUUCCUCACCGGCUUCUUGUUCUUCCUCUGAUCGGGGUCGGCUCAAGUCACCAUGGUCACGCAGGAAAAGAAAACAUGCCCUUUCACCUCAGCAAUGGAGAAGUUUGUUUACACCAGAUGGGAAGUUCCGUGAUGGUGGAGUUAAGUUUUUGAAAAAAGUUCGCAGUGGAGGUGUUGAUCCAAGUAUUAGGGCAGAUGUUUGGCCUUUCCUCUUAGGAGUCUAUGAUUUGAACAGCUCAAAAGAAGAAAGAGAUAAUAUAAGAACUCAGAAAAGAAAGGAAUAUGAUAAACUUCGGAGACGAUGCCGACGACUUCUAAAACAUAGCAAAGAGGGCUUUAAUUUGAAUGAAGUUGGUAGAAUCAGCUGUGAUGGGUACAGUGGGACUCUCACUCAAGAUACAGAUUCUCCUAGCUCUGAAGAUGUGGUUAGUGCCAGGGAGUCCCUUUCUAGUGAGGAAAGGAGCCCUGAUAUUGAAUACUCUGACGGACACUCUAGUGCACGGUUGGGAGAUGAUAGUGCAAGGCAAAUCCCAAUUGCUGAUGCCUCGACACUAGACACUGACUCAUCAGACUCGGACUCCUCUGAAGAACCUGAAGUGAGUCAGACUUUCCCCUCAAUGGAAGGAACGGAAGAGAAUGAUCCUGACAUGACUUCCAAGGAGGAUUCUUCUCCCUCGAUGACAGAGGUCUCUUCAAAACUCCACAAUAAUGAAGAUUUUUCCUCAUGGCAGCGGAUCAUCCGCCUUGAUGCUGUACGUGCCAAUUCAGAGUGGAUACCUUGGUCCCCAUCUCAAGCUGCAAUCUCCGAGGGCAGGGCACGCCGUUCAGCAGAGGCUGUGGGGCUAAAGGAUUAUGAUCACCUAGAGCCAAGCAGGAUUUUCCAUGCUGCUCGACUGGUUGCUAUUCUUGAAGCAUAUGCACUGUAUGACCCUGAAAUUGGCUACUGCCAGGGCAUGAGUGAUCUUCUCUCUCCAAUACUUGCAGUGAUGUCAGAGGAUCAUGAGGCAUUCUGGUGUUUUGUAGGUUUCAUGAGGAAGGCUCGGCAUAAUUUUAGGCUUGAUGAGGUGGGAAUCCGAAGGCAACUUAACAUUGUUUCAAAGAUUAUCAAGUGCAAGGACUCUCAUCUUUACAGGCACUUAGAGAAGCUCCAGGCUGAGGAUUGUUUUUUCGUUUAUAGGAUGGUGGUCGUACUAUUUAGGAGGGAAUUAACAUUUGAACAGACCAUUUGCCUUUGGGAGGUAAUGUGGGCAGAUCAGGCGGCUAUCAGGGCUGGAAUUGCUAAGUCUGCAUGGGGCAGGAUAAGGCAGAGAGCCCCGCCUACAGAUGAGCUAUUACUUUAUGCAAUUGCAGCUUCUGUAUUGCAAAAGAGGAAGUUGAUUAUUGAGAGGUAUAGCAGCAUGGAUGAGAUUAUAAGGGAGUGUAAUAGCAUGGCGGGGCAUCUUGAUGUGUGGAAGCUCCUAGAUGAUGCGCACGACUUGGUGGUGAACCUCCAUGACAAGAUUGAGACAUCCUUCUGAUGGCUGCCCAAAAUUUUCUACUUAUUUAUUUGACUGCGAUUCUCUCUGGAAUCUUGAUAAAAGUAUUUUUAGGCUCUGCAUGAAAACAAGCACCCGAGGUGUGCUGUAGAGGAUCCAAGUGGGGAAGUUACAUUGCUCACUCACUUUCAAGGCUCCGUUUAGUGAUGGUGGCAAACAUUUAAUAGAUGAAUUAUUUAGAUGUAUUACAUUACAUUGUAUGCACCCCUUUUUCUGAGCCUCCUAAGGAAAGAAUUUGAUAAUGUGAUCCCCAUAAAUAGGGUUUUUUGUUUUUUA